UCUGCUUUGUGAAGUGACGUAUUUCCGGGUGGUGCGCUGGGUACUACACGUGGAUCGUAAGGAACUGGGACCCCCUGAGUAAACGUUUAAUUUAUACCCACAUUUCAUUUCUUUGAAAAGCUCCCGAAAUACCCUGUCAUCAUGGUGAAACCACAGUUUAAAGGGAAGAUGUCGAUCAAUCCCUCAUCGUCAAGUAGUAAUCCAGACCGCGCCAAGGGGGCCGGAGGAAGCAACAUGAGGGACCGUUCUACUAUCAAACGCCUGAAUAUGUACAGGCAAAAGCAACGAUGUAACAACAGAGGGAAGGUUAUUAGGCCAUUAUCGUAUCAGUCCACUGUGACUGAUGGCACAGUCGCCCGAGUGGAGCCGAACAUCAAAUGGUUUGCCAACACGCGGGUCAUCAAGCAGUCGUCCCUGCAGAAGUUUCAGGAUGAGAUGGGUGCAGUGGUGAAAAACCCCUACAGGGUGGUGAUGAAGCAGAGCAAAGUGCCCAUGUCCCUUCUGCACGACCGCGUCAAAGCCCACAACGCCAAGGUUCAUAUCCUGGACACAGAGACGUACGAAACCACAUUCGGCCCCAAGUCUCAGCGUAAAAGGCCCAGUUUAUGUGUGGGGGACGUGCAGGACCUUCUGGAGCAAGCCCAGGCUUCUGCUGAAACCUAUAGUUCAGACAAGGACCGGGACCUGGUCGUAGAGGACGAUGGCAUCAGGAAUGAAGCUCGUGAGGAGAUUUUCAAGAAGGGACAGUCCAAGAGGAUUUGGGGUGAACUUUAUAAGGUGAUCGACUCCUCAGACGUCAUCAUCCAGGUUCUGGACGCACGUGACCCCUUGGGCACGCGCUCCAAGAACAUCGAGACCUACAUCAAGAAGGAGAAGGGCUGGAAGCACCUCAUCUUCGUGCUCAACAAGUGCGACCUCAUCCCCACCUGGGUCACGAAACGCUGGGUGGCCACGUUGUCCAGCGAGUACCCCACGCUGGCCUUCCACGCCAGCCUCACCAACUCCUUCGGCAAGGGCUCCCUCAUUCAGCUCCUCCGCCAGUUUGGCAAGCUCCACACAGACAAAAAGCAGAUAAGUGUUGGCUUCAUUGGUUACCCUAAUGUUGGAAAGAGCUCCAUCAUCAACACCCUGCGCCACAAAAAAGUAUGCAAUGUGGCGCCUCUCGCUGGCGAAACCAAGGUUUGGCAGUAUAUUACCCUGAUGAGACGCAUUUUCCUCAUCGACUGUCCAGGUGUUGUGUAUCCUUCCGGGGACAGCGAGACAGACAUCGUUCUCAAAGGAGUGGUCCAAGUUGAGAAGAUCAAGACCCCAGAGGACCACAUUGGUGCGGUGCUGGAGAGGGCCAAGGCUGAGUACAUCCAGAAGACCUACCGAAUUCCGUCUUGGACGUCUGCCGAGGAUUUCCUGGAAAAGCUUGCAUUCCGCACAGGAAAACUCCUUAAGGGUGGUGAGCCUGACCUUCCCACCGUGUCCAAGAUGGUGCUGAAUGACUGGCAGCGGGGGCGCAUCCCCUUCUUUGUGAAGCCCCUUGGCAUGGAGGGAGAUGAGGAGGCGAAAACAGCAGUGCCCUUGGAAGGCCCUGUUGUAGAGGCAGAGCAGGCCGUGUGCGUGGAGCAGCUGCCUGAGGAGCAGAUGCAGGCCAUGGCCUCUUCCUCUGACAACCAGGCCCAAGAGCAGCUGAAACACAAGCAAGAGCAGGUGCAGAAGAUGCUGUCCAACAUCCGGCAAAACUUCGGCAAGAUCAACGUGGCUCCUCAGUUCAGUGAGGAAGACCUGGUGCCCGUCGAGACCCCUGACCUCCUCGACCUGUCUGGCAGCGAGUGCGAGGACGAGGAUGGUAGUGAGGACGAAGAUGGUAGUGAGGAAGGUGACGGCGAGGAUGAGGAGGGAGGAAACCAGGAUGAGGAGCGAGAGAAAGGGGAUGAGGAGAAACCAGUCAAGGAAGGCCCCGCUUCUGAUGCUGGGAGCUCAAAGAGCAAGAGUACACGCGAGGUGAACAAACAGCUGGAUGAGAAGAUUGCCAAGUUAAAGCAUUUCCUGGAUCGGGCAAAGUCCAAGCACUUCUCUGCUAUCCGAAUCCCAAAAGGUCUGUCUGAUAAGGUGUUUGCAGACAUGAAGGAAAAGCAGAACGCUGCAAAUAAAUCCAAACGCACUAAAGGCACGAUGCAGGCGGGCAGAAAGAGGAAGGCUGAGGAUGAUGAAGAGCCAGAGGAGAGAAACAAGCUCACAUCUAAAGAGAAGCGAAGGAUCGACCGUUCCCAAAAGACGAAAAAGGUUGGGGUGCGAUAUUAUGAAACGCACAAUGUGAAGAACAAGAACAAGAACAGAAAAAUACCCACAGAGGGCAAGAAAACGAAACGAACCAAACGAUAAAUAUUUGGGCCGCUAAAAUUAUGUAUCUUUCAACGGACAUUUUGUGCAAGUGUAUGGCUGGAGGUGGGAAUUAUAUUGGUGUAUUUAAGAUUCUGAUUUGUCCGUCAUUGGAUCGGACUGAAGAAUGCUUUUUUGAUCGCCUUAAUUUACCCACCAUCCUGGGAGAAAGUGAUGGCCUGCUUCUACUUGCUGCUGUCUUUAAAAUAACAUUGUUCUGUAUGGAACGCAGGUAUUUUCUUAACUAUACAAUGCAGCCCUUCUGCUGCAUGCCAAACAAUGAUCUGUCUGGCUUGUACGCUGGAGUGGCAUGUCUCUCUGGAUCUGUUAAUAAAGACGCAAAGAGGCAACUGACUUUUCAGUGUCCUUUAUUGCAAAAAAAAUGA
Messenger RNA from Clupea harengus (Atlantic herring), 2756 nucleotides. RefSeq names its product G protein nucleolar 2. Gene Ontology annotation, molecular function: GTP binding. NCBI's taxonomy places the organism in Eukaryota, Metazoa, Chordata, Actinopteri, Clupeiformes, Clupeidae. Gene Ontology annotation, cellular component: nucleolus. The record is from RefSeq and is a predicted model, not a curated record.